CAGUUAUACAUCUGAAGUAAAAGCUUCUUUUACUAUUAAAAAUUUCAUUAUAAAGAUUUUCUUUCGUUUACAAUUUAAAUAAUGGUCGUACGUAUUUUAAUAAUUUAAAUUUGUGUGUCACACACGUUCUUAACGAUAGAAAAUCUGCCUUUUCUCACAUUCAAUAUUUACAAAUCGCUUAUACGGAAUGUGACUAGAGGAAAAGGUACAGCUAUUUAGUAUUUUUCUGUAGAGUUAAAUGUGGUCCACACAUCGAGGCUGCCACCCAACUAUAAUGUGUCUUUAUUGGACACAUGUGGAGACAAAUUAUUUGACUGAAUAACCAACCUACAAGAUCUUAAGAUAAUUAAAAAAUCAGGUAACCCACAUUUUGGAAGAAUUUGAGAGCCGGAAUAUUGCAAAUUAGCGUAGAUUGUCGUCAUCAUUUUCUAAAAAUAUUUGAUUAUAAAAAUGUUUACCUUGUGGACACUUGUGGAGGCUUCUUUACUGUGCCUAAAUGCAGUAUGUGUAUUACACGAAGAACGUUUUUUGGCAAAGUUUGGUUGGAGUGCACAAGCAUCUAAUAUGCAGGAAUUUGGACAGCCCACAGCGAAAGCUCAAAUCUUAAAUCUGAUUCGGUCUAUUCGUACAGUCGCAAAGAUACCACUUAUAUUCCUUAAUGUGCUUGCGAUAUUAAUAAAGCUAAUACUUGGAUAAUAAAACGACUUUUAUUUUGCAUAUAGUUUAUUAAUUAAUCUAAAACUAGUUCUACAUAAAUUAAUAUCUCAAUGCGUAGUAGUUCUUCGUUGAAGUACUGACUUUACCCUAUUUUCAAGUGCUAUACUAUAAGCAUCCAAUUUAUAUGCAGCAGCUUCCAACUUGUCUACUGUGUCAGAUAUUUCGUCGAUUUGCUUCAUUAAUGGAACCUAUAACAAUAAACAUAAACAAUUUUGUAACGCAUUUUGCAAUUGAACAAUAAAAAUUAUAAUACCAAUUGUUGGAA
Bactrocera oleae (olive fruit fly) is the source of this 982-nucleotide messenger RNA. Its product is annotated as immediate early response 3-interacting protein 1. Gene Ontology annotation, cellular component: endoplasmic reticulum membrane; Golgi membrane; COPII-coated ER to Golgi transport vesicle. Gene Ontology annotation, biological process: endoplasmic reticulum to Golgi vesicle-mediated transport. NCBI's taxonomy places the organism in Eukaryota, Metazoa, Arthropoda, Insecta, Diptera, Tephritidae. The record is from RefSeq and is a predicted model, not a curated record.